AUGUACGCCGCUAAACCAAGGUUCGACGGGAAAUGUUUCAAAUGUGAAAAGAAAGGUCAUAAAAGUUCCAAAUGUUGGAUGAAGAGCGAGAAAUGGUGUACCAAAUGUAGAAACAAGACCCACGACACAUGGGAUUGCAGAGCUGCAAAGAAGGAUGCAACAAAGUCUAUCACUGAACAACUGAAGAAUCAAGACUUGGAUGGACAGUCAUUCACAUUUACAUUAAUAUUUGGUUUGACAUGUUAUGCUUUUAUGCAAAAUACCAAGAAAGUAGAUGCGAAAAGUAACAUUAGUUACACUGUUGAUUAUUGUUAUAAAGUAGCCAACAUUCCAGAGUGCUAUAAGCAAGCUCUUGAAUUGCAAGACGCAAUGCAAUGGCAAAAAGCAAUGGAAAUUGAAAUGAAAGCAUUGACAGAUAACAACACUUUUGAAUCAGUGCCGCGGCCUAAGGAUAGGCAAGUAGUGGGGGCAAAGUGGGUUUACACGAUAAAAACAAAUUAA
Molecule: messenger RNA, 501 nt
Organism: Paramuricea clavata
Lineage: Eukaryota; Metazoa; Cnidaria; Anthozoa; Malacalcyonacea; Plexauridae
Source: the annotation of a GenBank genome assembly